AUGAGCUCCAGACGGGAGCUGACGAGGACGGCCUCGUCGAAUCUGCGCACCGGCGCCGCGGCUCGCUCGAGCGUGCGACCGGGAACGCGGACCUCAAAUUUGCGAUACCAGCAUGGUCCAUCACAAAGCCAGCGUCCCGCCUCGCCUGCCGAGUCUGUCGCCUCGGUCGCCACCAACGCGACGAAGCGUAAGGAGCGCGAAUACGACUUUGAUGCGCCGGGCCAGGAGACCAACAUCAACGUCGUCGUUCGAUGCAGAGGCCGCAACGACCGCGAAGUCAAGGAGAACAGCGCUGUUGUCGUUCAGGCUGAUGGCGUCAAGGGCAAGGACGUCGAGCUCAAGCUCGGCCCCAAUGCGCUGAGCAACAAGACAUAUAACUUUGACCGCGUCUUCUCCGCCGCGGCUGACCAGACCAUGGUCUUUGAUGAUACUGUCAAGCCCAUUUUGGAUGAGAUGCUCGCUGGCUUCAACUGCACAAUCUUCGCCUACGGCCAGACCGGUACUGGCAAGACCUACACCAUGUCAGGUGACAUGACAGAGACCCUCGGUCUUCUCUCUGACGGCGCCGGCAUUAUCCCCCGAGCUCUUCAUGCGCUGUUCAACAAACUCGAAGUUGACGACACCGAAAGCUGCGUCAAGUGUUCAUUUAUCGAACUCUACAACGAAGAACUGCGCGACCUGAUCGCCGUCGAGGAUGGCCCCAAGCUGAAGAUCUUUGACGACACAUCAAGAAGGCACGCGACGACAGUGGUGCAGGGUAUGGAAGAGAGACACAUCAGAAACGCCGGCGAAGGUAUCAAGGUUCUUCAGGAUGGAAGCUUGAAGCGCCAGGUCGCGGCGACAAAGUGCAACGAUCUCAGUUCUCGAAGUCAUACGGUCUUCACCGUUACCGCCUACGUCCGCAAGAAGGGCGAGGAUGGUAGUGAUGACUAUGUUAGCGCUGGAAAGCUCAACUUGGUCGAUUUGGCCGGCAGUGAGAACAUCCAGCGAUCCGGGGCGGAGAAUAAGCGAGCUGCCGAGGCGGGCUUGAUCAACAAGAGUCUUUUGACGCUCGGCCGAGUCAUCAACGCCUUGGUUGAUAAGGGCCAGCAUAUCCCUUACAGAGAGUCGAAGCUCACCAGACUUCUCCAAGACUCCCUGGGUGGACAGACAAAGACAUGUAUCAUUGCCACCAUUUCGCCUGCCAAGAGCAACCUGGAAGAGACAAUCUCGACACUCGACUAUGCGUUCCGAGCCAAGAACAUUCGCAACAAGCCGCAGGUCAACGCUAUGAUCAACAAGAGGAUGCUUCUGAGGGACUUUGCAACAGAGAUUGAAAGGCUCAAAAGCGAGCUGAUUACGACCCGACAGCGCAACGGUGUUUAUCUUUCCAACGAAAGCUACGAGGAAAUGACGGCGCAGAGCGAAUCACGACGCAUCGUCAUGGAGGAACAGGCAGCCAAGAUGGAGACCCUCGAAGGCAACCUGAAGAACAAGGUCCAGGAGCUCUUCGCUCUGACCUCUAACUUCAUGGGCCUGCGGAAAGAUCACGAGAGCACCAAGGCCGAGCUUGAUGAGACUCAGGGCGUUCUCGAACAAACUGAGGUUGUUCUCAAAGCCACAAGAAGGAGCCUCGCGGAGGAGACUCACCUCCGCAAAGCUCAUCAGGAAACCGAGGAGAAGCUUGCUGAGGUCGGCGGAGAGCUUAUUGCGACCCUGCAAAAGACCGUCCACGACGUGGAUGGUCUCAGAGCGAAGAACAAGCGAAAAUCGGACCUCCAAUCCAUCAACCGAAGCGCAUGGGGCACAGCACAAGCCGAAGUUUCCGAAGUGACGAAUCUGGUGGAGCAGCGAGUACAGAGUUUCCAGGAUAAGCAACGGCAAAACAUCUCGGGCAUUUCUGAGCGCAUGAACUCUUUUGUCAAUGAAGAGUUGAAGAAGCUGUCUUCUACCCAACAGUUCCUCGACGAACAACUGGAGUCCUUUGCCGAAUCGAGAAAGGAGCUCCUGGAACAGAAGGAGAAGUCCAAGGAUGAGAUGGACGACGUUCUCGAGGAGAUCAAGGUUGUGCGCGACACCGUUAAGCAGCAAGUUGGAGAGAGUCUUCAGGCUAUUGCCGGUGCCGCUGAACGCAUUGCUGCAGAUGUCCUGGGCGAGCUUGACACUUUCCACAACCAGUUGCACACUUCGUAUAGCUCCCUUGGUAAAGAGUUCAAGGGCAUGUUUGAGGAACUCGUGAAGCACAUCUCAGAACAGCGAAGUGAAUCCGAUAGACUCAGACAACAGCUCGAGAACGCAACCAACAACGUUAUCGAGGAGAAUGAGAACACCUCGGCUCAGAUGCAGCGAGUGUUGGAUGAGGAGAGAAAGCAAGCGGCACAGGACCGACAAAAUCUGCUGACUCAGAUCGCAUCUCUCAUCAAUGUUCAGGCAACGACCCAAGAGACUCGCCUGGCCGAGAAGUCUGCGCAGCUGCAAAAGAGCGUCUUGGCCACGAAUGUGACCCUGCAAGAUACUGUGACUCAGUAUUCUGAGGACAUGGUCGCAUGGGAUGCCAAGGAGGGCCACUUCCUUGGUGAUGUGGCCAAGUCCCGCGACGCGAUGAAGAAGAAAUUGAAGGAUGACUGGAACGUCGCCGAGGAACACAGCACCGCAAUCCAAGCGACUACGAAGUCAGUACACGCAGAGACCGUUCGCGUCGUGGACGAGCAAUUGAAGGAUCUCGACGUUCAAAUGGAGGCAUUGGACGACUUUGUCACGCGCGCUCGUUCUGAGAACGCCUCUCACCACGAACGCCACAACGAGUCCAUGCAAGGCCUGUCAUCCACUGUGGAGACGUCUUUCGACAACAUCUCGAGCCACUUCAAGACCACCUUUGACCGUGUCAAGGACCUUGGGGAGGAGAUGGACACCGAGACUGAGGAGAUGCAGCAGGGUCUGGAUCCGUUGACCCAGCAAUUGUCGAAGCCAUUGACUGCGCUCCGCGAGGAUAUUGAAACCACAACCAUCCAGGAGUACCGCCCGACAGGAGAGACGCCCAUGAAGGUCCAGUACCAGUACCCGACCGACCUUCCCCGGACGGAAGCACACGAUGCUCUUCUCGCCGAGCUCAGUGAAUCAGCCACUCCCAGCAAGCCUGCGGCUGAUGCCAUGGUCUUCUCGGACUUGGAAACCGACAUGUCUCGCUCACCUCCGGCGCGCACGUCGACCCGUAUGUCGGCCCUUAGCAUGAUUUCGGAAAUGCCCCCCUUUAACAUGAGCCUUCGCGAAGUGAACCCCAACACGACCGGUAACCACGGCUUCGACCCCUCCACGAGCAUGAUGUCCAUCAACGAGAACACUGCCCCGCUGCUCUUUAGCAAGCGUACCUCGACACGGCCUGUGCAGAAGGGUCGCAAGCACACCAGUCUGCUACCCAUUGAGGGGCGGGAGAACGUGCCCCCCUCGUCAUUCUCGUCGAGCUUGGGACCUCGAAGGAAGAGCCCGCGAUUGAAUUAG
Molecule: messenger RNA, 3477 nt
Organism: Colletotrichum orchidophilum
Lineage: Eukaryota; Fungi; Ascomycota; Sordariomycetes; Glomerellales; Glomerellaceae
Product: kinesin motor domain-containing protein
Exons: 4
Coding region: 1-3477 (1158 amino acids)
Biological process (GO): mitotic spindle assembly; microtubule-based movement
Cellular component (GO): spindle microtubule; nucleus
Molecular function (GO): microtubule binding; ATP binding; plus-end-directed microtubule motor activity
Source: RefSeq, a predicted model, not a curated record